CCACCCAAUGACAGAUCCUAAAGUAGAGGGCUGCAUUGACCUCCCCCCGGAUUCACCUCUAAUGCGAAGCCAUGUUUCGGUCUUUGAGACGCGUACAGCAGUUUAACUGCAACCUCCUGGCUUUAAAAAGAGUCAGAGUCAACUCGAAACUGCUAAUCUGCACGUCCAGAAUGGCCGCCUCAGAGUACAGGAUCGAGCGGGACUCUUUCGGUGAGUUAAAGGUCCCAGCUGACAAGUACUACGGAGCCCAGACUGUCAGAUCCACUAUGAACUUCAAAAUUGGGGGACCCAGUGAGAGAAUGCCGAUCCAAGUGAUCAAGGCCUUCGGUAUCCUGAAGAGAGCAGCGGCUGAGGUGAACAAGGAGUUUGGCCUGGACCCUAAAAUAGCAGAUGCAAUCAUCCAGGCUGCAGAUGAGGUGUCAGCUGGUAAACUGGAUGAUCAUUUCCCUCUGGUGGUGUGGCAGACUGGAUCAGGCACUCAGAGCAACAUGAACGUAAAUGAGGUGAUCAGCAACAGGGCUAUUGAGAUCCUGGGAGGAAAACUAGGCUCCAAGGAUCCCGUCCAUCCUAAUGACCACGUCAACAAGAGUCAGAGCUCCAAUGACACUUUCCCCACCGCCAUGCACAUUGCUGCAGCCACAGAGGUCCACCACGUCCUGCUGCCUGGCCUGCAGGCGCUGCACGAUGCUCUGGCUGCAAAGGCUGUAGAGUUCAAAGACAUCAUCAAGAUCGGACGCACACACACUCAGGAUGCUGUGCCGCUGUCCCUCGGGCAGGAGUUCAGUGGGUAUGUCCAGCAGAUGAAGUACAGCAUCGAGAGAGUCAAGUCUGCCAUGCCCCGAGUGUACGAGCUGGCAGCAGGAGGCACAGCAGUGGGGACUGGACUCAACACCCGCAUCGGCUUCGCUGAGAAAAUCGCCUCUACCGUUUCCUCUCUCACAGGCCUGCCUUUUAUCACCGCCCCCAACAAGUUUGAAGCUCUGGCGGCCCACGAUGCCAUGGUGGAGCUGAGUGGAGCUCUGAACACCGUGGCUGUCAGCCUGAUGAAGAUCGCCAACGACAUCCGAUUCCUGGGGUCAGGACCUCGCUCCGGCCUGGGAGAGCUCAUCUUACCAGAGAACGAACCAGGAAGCAGCAUCAUGCCGGGCAAAGUGAACCCCACCCAGUGUGAGGCCAUCACCAUGGUGGCAGCCCAGGUCAUGGGGAACAACGUGGCGGUCACCAUCGGAGGCAGCAACGGACACUUCGAGCUCAACGUCUUCAAGCCCAUGAUCAUCAAGAACGUGCUGAACUCAACCAGGCUUCUCGGAGAUGCAUCCGUGUCCUUCACCAACAACUGCGUGCUGGGCAUCGAGCCCAACAUCGAGAGGAUCAACAAGCUCAUGAACGAGUCCCUCAUGUUGGUCACCGCUCUCAACGAACACAUCGGGUACGACAAAGCGGCCACCAUCGCCAAGACGGCGCACAAGAAGGGCUCCACGCUGAAGGCCGUGGCCGUGGAGCUGGGCUAUCUGACCGAGGAGCAGUUUGACCAGUGGGUGAAGCCGAGUGAGAUGCUGGGGCCAAAGUGAACUGUGACAGCACAAGAAACACAAGACAAAUGAAAUACCUUUUCUAGUGUCGGAAAAGACUAUCUACAAAUAAAUCAGAGACUGAAAUGUAUGAAGCAACAUCUCUGAAUCCUGAACAUCUCGUCUUUAAAAAAAAAUAUGAGAAUGCUUUGCAGCUUCUUUCUUAAUGGUGAUGGUUGAUUUCACGGUCAUACACUUGUAACAGUAAAGCCACCGAUUUGAUUGACGCAUAUUUAAAGAGCUCCUUCACAAAAAAAACACCCGUGUGUGAGAGAACCUACCGUUUUGAUUUAAAUGAGUUGUGUGUACCAACAUUCUUGGUUCUGGUAUUUGAAGUCUUAAAUGAAUUUGACUUAUUAGUUGGUAUCUUCAUGGUUGUUCAGAAGUUCACACUUUGCCAUCCAAAAGGAUUCAACAGGGACUCUGGUUUACAGCACGUGUGCCAUUUUUGUUUUGUUCCAAUUUAAUGAUGUAUUCAUUAAAAAGCAACUAUUCUGCU
This is a messenger RNA of Gymnodraco acuticeps, 2070 nucleotides long. RefSeq names its product fumarate hydratase (gene fh). Lineage: Eukaryota; Metazoa; Chordata; Actinopteri; Perciformes; Bathydraconidae. The record is from RefSeq and is a predicted model, not a curated record. Gene Ontology annotation, cellular component: mitochondrion; tricarboxylic acid cycle heteromeric enzyme complex. The coding region runs from base 72 to 1571 and encodes 499 amino acids. Gene Ontology annotation, biological process: fumarate metabolic process; malate metabolic process; tricarboxylic acid cycle. The transcript has a single exon. Gene Ontology annotation, molecular function: fumarate hydratase activity.